Messenger RNA from Mercenaria mercenaria, 2971 nucleotides. RefSeq lists its product as uncharacterized. The transcript is spliced from 2 exons. NCBI's taxonomy places the organism in Eukaryota, Metazoa, Mollusca, Bivalvia, Venerida, Veneridae. The record is from RefSeq and is a predicted model, not a curated record. The coding region runs from base 1714 to 2853 and encodes 379 amino acids.
UAGAUCUAUAAAAUCAGCUAUUAAAGCAUUUUAUCUGAUACGUUAGGCAUAUAUGCAAUCAGUAAUUGUAAACAUUGACAGAACGAAUGGCCGAAUUUGCGGAUCUAUCGGGGUCUGUUCAAGGCGGGUCUGAUGCCGAUUUUGAGAAAUCUUGCCACCCAUGUUAUGGCCCUUGUUUUGACGAUGGACGCAGAACGGAAGCGACAAAAUACUGCCCACAGUGCAAGGAAUAUCUAUGCGCUGCAUGUACGCGAUGUCACACACGUCACACACGUUUCACAGCAACAAGAGACCACCAACUUACAGACCCAGUGAAACAUAAUGGUUCGGGAAAAAGGAAAAGGGCAAGGGCUAUUCUAAAUCCCAGCUGCAGUUUGCACACAGACAGAGAAAUUGAGAUGUUUUGUGGCUCGCACGAUAUGGUGUACUGUGCUCUAUGUAUCGCUAAAGACCGCAGAUUAUGUAAUAACGUAAGCGAGGUGGCAGAAGCCGCCAGAUGUAGAACAUUAGCGCAUACAUCUAUUGGAGACAAGAUUAGCUAUCUGCGAGACGAGCUGAUGGUUGCUAAGGAAGAGAAAAUAGGAAACUUACAAACCUUAGGGACGGAAAAGAAAGAGCAUUUUAUGAAAGUAAAACGAACAAGCAGGAAGAUUAGUUCUCGUAUUGAGAGGCUUAGGGAUGAAGCGUCCACCUCCAUAGAACGUAAAUACGAGAAAAUAGAGCAAGAACUUCAAGCCGACACCAUGACUAUCACUGAAGCAAUAGAACAAUUAGAUAAGUCUAGAGAGCAGAUUAGUUCUUUGGAAAACCUAAAUAAGACGCAAAGGUUUGUGCAGGAGAAGAUACAAAAGCAACUGUUAGCAUGUUAAUUUUAAUUCAUAGUAAAUUUUCAUAAUGGUUUCUAGAAAUUAAACUGUUUAUAUAUGAUAUAUAUUCUUACAGAUUAUGUAAUAACGUAAGCGAGGUGGCAGAAGCCGUCAGAUGUAGAACAUUAGCUCAUACAUCUAUUGGAGACAAGAUUAGCUAUCUGCGAGACGAGCUGAUGGUUGCUAAGGAAGAGAAAAUAGGGAACUUACAAACCUUAGGGACGGAAAAGAAAGAGCAUUUAAUGAAAGUAAAACGAACAAGCAGGAAGAUUAGUUCUCGUAUUGAGAGGCUUAGAGAUGAAGCGUCCACCUCCAUAGAACGUAAAUACGAGAAAAUAGAGCAAGAACUUUAAGCCGACACCAUGACUAUCACUGAAGCAAUAGAACAAUUAGAUAAGUCUAGAGAGCAGAUUAGUUCUUUGGAAAACCUAAAUAAGACGCAAAGGUUUGUGCAGGAGAAGAUACAAAAGCAACUGUUAGCAUGUUAAUUUUAAUGCAUAGUAAAUUUUCAUAAUGGUUUCCAGAAAUUAAACUGUUUAUAUAUGAUAUAUAUUCUUACAGAUUAUGUAAUAACGUAAGCGAGGUGGCAGAAGCCGCCAGAUGUAGAACAUUAGCUCAUACGUCUAUUGGAGACAAGAUUAGCUAUCUGCGAGACGAGCUGAUGGUUGCUAAGGAAGAGAAAAUAGGGAACUUACAAACCUUAGGGACGGAAAAGAAAGAGCAUUUAAUGAAAGUAAAACGAACAAGCAGGAAGAUUAUUUCUCAUAUUAAGAGGCUUAGGGAUGAAGCGUCCACCUCCAUAGAACGUAAAUACUAGAAAAUAGAGCAAGAACUUCAAGCCGACACCAUGACUAUCACUGAAGCAAUAGAACAAUUAGAUAAGUCUAGAGAGCAGAUUAGUUCUUUGGAAAACCUAAAUAAGACGCAAAGGUUUGUGCAGGAGAAGAUACAAAAGCAACUGUUAGCAGGUAUUGAAAAGCUAAGUAUCAGCACAAAGCAAAAGAAAGCUAGAGCGAUACAGUACACGGCGAAUGAGGAGCUAAUCGAACAAAUCAUAGCGGCAACCUUCCUGGUAAAAACUGAGGAAAGGAGACAAACAGAAGAAAGAAGCCCGAACAAAGAACCGUUAAAGAUUAAAUCAAAGAAAGAAGUAAAUGUAAAGGAAAAGGAUGAUAAAGAGACCUGUUGGAUCAUCGGAAUAUGUCAGCUUCCCGAUGGCACUAUUAUAUUGGCUGACGACAAAAACAGAACUAUUAAAAGGCUUGAUAAUGAUUACAAGGUGAAAGAUCACUGCGAUCUAGGCAGUGGACCUCUUGGUAUUUGCUGUUCUGGUGAAUCAGAAGUAGCUGUUAAAGUCGGCAGCAGUAAGGAUGGAAAAAUACAAUUUGUUCAUAUAGGUGCCACAUUAUCGCAAACGAGGAGUUUUGAUAUUGAAAGUGGCGGGUAUUUUGGACUUUCAUUCUUUGCGGAUAAAUUUUGGGUUAAAACUGUAAACGGUAUAAACAUAUACAACGUAAGUGGUACAAAGUUAAUGUCUAUAGACAAAAGUUUUUCAAAUGAAAUAUCAGAGUCACCAAAAGGUAUAUUUCCUGCUGGCGCUGACUCUACAUCACAGUACAUAUCUGACAUGAAUGAAAGUGUUGCAGGUGUCGAUAGUUGUAGGACAGUGACAAAGGUUUUCAGAGAUAAACGACUGUCGGGCGUUGCAGGUGUCGAUAGUUAUAGGACAGUGACAAAGGUUUUAAGAGAUAAACGACUGUCGGGCGUGAUGGCAGUCAGUUGUUAUCAAGAUGGAAUAUUAUUCAUGGCAGGAUUUUUAUCUGACAAUAUCAUUAUGUUCAGAAAUGAUGGCAUAUGCCUCGGGGAAUUAAUUGCUGCUGAAGAUAACUUACGACAUAUACGGGGAAUGUGUUUUGACAAUAAGCACAAACGUUUACUCGUUGGUAAUUCCAGUAAUAAGUUGUAUGUCCUAGAACUAGAUGACUGAACUGGUUUCAGUGACACUGUAAGCAGACUGUAAAGAUGAACUAUCGACUUUGUGCAUUACAUUUACCAUAUCAUUCAGAAUUGUAUCAUUAUAUGUUCAUAAAACCUGUAUUAUCUUU